Debaryomyces fabryi is the source of this 726-nucleotide messenger RNA. RefSeq lists its product as uncharacterized. The record is from RefSeq and is a predicted model, not a curated record. The coding region runs from base 1 to 726 and encodes 241 amino acids. The transcript has a single exon. Lineage: Eukaryota; Fungi; Ascomycota; Pichiomycetes; Serinales; Debaryomycetaceae.
AUGUUAUCACCAAAGGGUAGCAAGGUUGAACCAGCCUUAAAGAAACAGAAAUACCAGGAUAAAUCAGAAGAGUUCGAUAAGUUUUUUUUAGAUUUUAAUCAAAACCAAAUAUACCAGAAUAACACACGAAUUCUUGUUGAUCAAUAUGAAACCACAAGUAAUGCAGAACCAAAUGAUCUCAACGAAGAAAUAAAUAAAGCAUUAUCAACAUUCAAUGAAUUUAACGAAACCAAUUCAAUGAAACUCAACUUUAAGAAUGAGACAGGUUCGUCAGAAACAGAAAGUUCCUCACCAAUGGAUUCACCCGGAACAUUGACUAGCAGUGUAACCUCAAACGAAGAAGAUGUCUUCCUUAAGGAUACGAAGAAAAAGGCAUCUCAUGAAAUUUCUGAUAUGGAAUCGAAACUAGAAAGUAAUGCUACUAUGACAAGCAUGGUUAAUCCGUCCACUGUAACAUCAAUUAAACAAAGCAUGAUUAAUACAAGCAAAUUAAUUUCUACUUUCACCACGUUGAAGACGACAUACUUAAAAUUAUGUAAGGAGUUUAACUACUUACUUAACAAGUUCAAAGAUAAUGAAAAGAUUAAAAUUGAACUUAUUAACGAAAAUAAUGAAUUAAAACGUUUAUUGAUGGAGAUCAUUAAACAAAGAGAAUUAGAAAAGUCAGCUACCAGAAAUAUGACACCCGUUUCUAAUUCAAGGAAAAGAAAAUGUCCUUCUUCCUGA